Messenger RNA from Pieris napi, 2063 nucleotides. It is a transcript of the gene Ero1L, whose product is annotated as ero1-like protein. The transcript is spliced from 2 exons. Gene Ontology annotation, biological process: protein folding in endoplasmic reticulum. Lineage: Eukaryota; Metazoa; Arthropoda; Insecta; Lepidoptera; Pieridae. Gene Ontology annotation, cellular component: endoplasmic reticulum; endoplasmic reticulum membrane. The record is from RefSeq and is a predicted model, not a curated record. Gene Ontology annotation, molecular function: thiol oxidase activity; protein-disulfide reductase activity; FAD binding. Bases 407 to 1936 code for a protein of 509 amino acids.
AUAUCUUUGUUUUGUUUUAGGAACUUUCAGGUUUUUUUCUAAAUUAUGUAUGUCGAAGAGUGAAAAGUCAAUUAAUUAUUGUGUGUAUCUUUUUGAUUGGUGUAUUAACAGUAACUAAAUUAACACUGAAUAAGGUAUGGGCUUAUUGUAAUCAUAGCCAAAAGUCGUGGUUACUCACGGCUCUGAUGAGGAGUCUGUAGUGACGAGCUGUGUUUUUAAUUAGUGACAAAAGCGAAAGGAGCUCGGACGAACUGCGAUUAUGUACACACUACACCAGUAGACGUUUCGAAAAGCACGUUCGCCAAUGUAUUUAUGAUAAUAAUGUAUUAAAGUUUUGGUCAUCAAAUCUUUACCUUUUGUCAAUGGCUUGAACAACUUUUUCUAGUUGGAAUUUUAUUAUUUUACGAUGGAGUGCAAAAAUUAUUGUGUGAUAUUUAUAAUAUUUGCUGUUGCGAUAGUUCAAGCAGUGGGUUAUGAUACGGAACUAUUCGAAAGUCCACCGUGCGAUAGUAAUGCCUGUUUUGAAACUCUUCAUGGAGCGCUCGGAGAUUGUUCAUGUAAUGUAGACACAAUCGACUAUUUUAACAACGUAAAAAUAUUUCCCCGAAUCCAGAGCUUGGUGAGCAAAGACUAUUUUCGUUUUUAUAAAGUAAACUUAAAAAAAGAAUGUCCGUUCUGGGCAGAUGAUAGUAGAUGUGCUAUGAAAUACUGUCAUAUUAAAACAUGCUCCAAAGAGAGUGUGCCUGGAUUUGAUGGCUAUGAAGAGGAAUAUCUUGAAGAAUCUCCAGCUUUAAAAUACUCAUUAGAUGCAACUACACACUGUGACCAAGAUUCUGAUCAUGAUCCUGAUUUGGGUUACCUAAAUAUGACCAUUAGUGCUGCAAGUCAAUUUGAAAUAGCUAAAUGGAAAGCAUAUGAUGAUUCCUUAGAAAAUUUCUGUCAAUGUGAUGACAAAGAUGCAGAUGCAGAGUUUGUGGACCUUUCACUAAAUCCUGAACGUUACACAGGCUAUAAAGGUCCCUCUGCCCACAGAAUUUGGAGGAGCAUAUACCAAGAAAACUGCUUCCGUCCAAAGACAAAUCCAUAUCAAUCAUUCCCAUAUGUAUUAAGUUCCGAUUUAAGUAAUAUGUGUUUAGAAGAGAGGGUUUUUUAUAGAGCUAUAUCUGGUUUACAUACAAGCAUUAACAUCCACCUUUGUUCAAAAUAUUUGUUGUCAGAGAAAAAGAUAGGAUUUGCUGCCCCACCUGAAGGAGAAUGGGGUCCUAAUUUGGAUGAAUUCCAGCGUCGAUUUGAUCCAUCACAAACGCAUGGUGAAGGACCCAAUUGGUUAAAGAAUUUGUACUUUUUGUACUUAUUAGAAAUGAGGGCUCUCGCCAAAGCUGGGCCAUAUUUAGAGAGAGAAGAUUAUUUCACAGACAGCCCUAUUGAAGAUGAAGAGACAAGGAAUGCAAUAAAGAAUAUGCUGGGAGUUAUUUACUCAUUUCCAGACCAUUUCAAUGAAUCGCUUAUGUUUAAUGGUGGGACUCAAGCUGCCACUUUAAAGUUUGAGUUUAGAGAGCACUUCUUAAAUAUUUCAAGGAUAAUGGAUUGUGUAGGUUGUGACAAAUGUAAGCUGUGGGGUAAACUACAGACUCAAGGUCUGGGAACAGCUUUGAAGAUUCUCUUUUCAGGUAGAUGGGAUAGUGAAGGUGACCCAGGUCAGGGCAGGUUACCUUUGCGGCACAAAUCACAAAAACGCCUUCAGAGAACAGAAAUUGUUGCUUUAUUCAAUGCAUUUGCGAGGCUGUCAAAUAGUAUCCGGGAGUUGGAAAAUUUUAGGACUAUGUUAAGUGGUAAUAUGGAGCAAGAAAAGAAGAAUAUAUUCGCUGCAUCGCCCAGCAUUGAGAUAACUGAGAAGUGCGCUUCGGGAGGUGCUAAACCCAGAAUUUGGAGUUGAUUCUCUCGUUAGUGCGGAUUUCGUUACACUAUUACAUGAUUGAUAAAAUGCAUAAUAUUUCGUUUAUUUUUGAUAAGUCUGGUUACACAUGGCAUAUGACUGAGUGUCCAGUUAUUUUAUAAAAAUG